GCAGGGGCCGUUGCAGUUGUCUCUACAGUCGGGCGAGUGGGAUCGCGGGCGGGGGACGCUUGGCCUUUCCCCUCCCAGGUUGGCGGCGCGGUGGGUGCCCCCCCACCGCCUGCCAUGGCCGCCGGUGAAGGGAGCGAUGAGGAGGCGCGGGUGCUGCAGACUCUCCGCCUGAAGAUUUGUGAAGCCAAAAACUUAGUGCCAUACUCUGGACCAAACAAGAUGAGAGACUGUUUUUGUACAAUCAAUCUAGAUCAAGAAGAGGUUUUUCGCACUCAGGUAGUAGAGAAAUCUUUAAGCCCCUUUUUUGGAGAAGAGUUCUACUUUGAUGUACCAAGGACAUUCCAGUUCUUAUCAUUCUAUAUUUAUGACAAGAGUGUUAUACAGAGGGACCUACGAAUAGGAAAAGUAGCUAUAAAAAAAGAAGACUUGAGCAGAUAUGCAGGCAAAGAACCAUGGUUUACACUUCAGCCUGUUGAUUCUAACUCAGAGGUUCAGGGAAAAGUUCAUCUUGAAUUAAAGCUGAAUGAACUGAUUACCGAUAAUGGAUCAGUCUGCCAACAGCUAGUAGUACACUUGAAGGAAUGUCAUGGGCUGCCUCUUAUCAAUGGACAAAAUUGUGACCCUUAUGCUACAGUGUCUGUUGUGGGCCCUGCAAGGAAUGACCAAAAGAAGACAAAAGUAAAGAAGAAAACAAGCAACCCACAAUUUAAUGAAACAUUUUAUUUUGAGGUUACCAGGUCCAGUAGUUACACCAAAAGGUCACAGUUUCAGGUGGAAGAAGAAGAUAUUGAGAAGCUGGAAGUCAGGGUUGAUUUAUGGAACAAUGGGAACUUGGUGCAGGACCUUUUCUUGGGAGAAGUUAAGAUUCCCGUCAAAACGUUGGGAAGUGAUUCCUUCCAAGCUUGGUACCUUCUACAACCAAGAGAUAAUGGAAAUAAGUCCACUAAAAGUGAAGAUCUUGGAUCACUUAGACUGAAUAUAUGUUACAGUGAAGACUGUGUGCUUCCAUCUGAGUAUUAUGCCCCCCUCAGGAACUUGCUGCUAAAGUCAACAGAAGUUGAGCCAAUAUCUGCUUCUGCUGCUUACAUUUUGGCUGAAGUGUGUCGUGAUAAAUAUGAUACCAUUAUACCUCUUGUACGAUUGUUGCUUCAUCAUCAUAAACUAGUACAGUUUAUCACUGCAGUGGCAGAAUUAGAACUGAAGGAUACCCAAGAAGCGAAUACGAUCUUCAGAGGAAAUUCUUCAGUUACUCGAUGCCUGGAUGAGAUGAUGAAAAUAGUGGGAAAGCACUACCUGAAAGUUACCUUAAAACCAGUUCUAGAUGAGAUAUGUGACAAUCCUAAGCCUUGUGAAAUUGAUCGCCUGAAAUUGAAAGAAGCUGAAAAUACUGAAAUUCACAAGGAAAACUUACGCAACUAUGUCGAUAAAGUAUUCAGUACAAUUGUACAGUCAAGCAUAAGUUGUCCUACAGUAAUGUGUGAUGCAUUCUGCUCUCUGAGAAGUUUGGCUGCUAAAAGAUUUCCCAAUGACCCUCAUGUACAGUAUUCUGCAGUGAGCAGCUUUGUGUUUCUUCGUUUCUUUGCUGUAGCUGUAGUAUCGCCUCAUACUUUCCAUUUACGACCUCACCAUCCAGAUACACAGACAUCUAGAACAUUAACCCUCAUAUCGAAAGCCAUCCAAACACUGGGGAGCUGGGGAAGUUUGUCCAAAAGCAAGCUAUCAAGCUUCAAGGAGUCAUUUAUGUGUGAAUUUUUCAAAAUGUUUCAGGAAGAGGAAUAUACUGAAGCUGUCAAAAAGUUUUUAGAUGAAGUAUCAUCUACGGAAAGUAAAGAGCCAAAUGUCAUGAGUGAGCCAGUGCAUCUAAAAGAAGGGGAAAUGUACAAAAGAGCACAAGGAAGAACUCGUAUUGGGAAAAAAAAUUUCAAGAAACGCUGGUUCUGUCUUACCAGUAGAGAGCUCACAUAUCACAAGCAACAAGAUAAGGAACCAAUUUACAGUGUUCCAGUUAGAAACAUCCUUGCAGUGGAAAAACUUGAUGAGAGUGCCUUUAACAAGAAAAACAUGUUUCAAGUGAUACAUGUUGAAAAAACCCUUUAUGUGCAAGCAAAUAAUUGUGUGGAAGCUAGUGAGUGGAUUGAAGCUCUCUGCCGGGUAAGCAGAUGCAACCAAAGGAGACUGAGUGUUUACCAUCCCUCUGCUUUCUUGAAUGGGAACUGGCUUUGCUGUAAGGCAACAUCAGAGAACACAGUGGGUUGUACACCAUGCACCGCAGGUGGACCUGCUGAUAUUCAAAUAGAGAUUGAUGGUGAUAGAGAAACUGAGAGAAUCUACUCACUUUUUGCUGUCAACAUGCCAAAGCUGCAGAAGAUGCAAGAGGCUUGUGGAAGCAUAGCAGUCUAUCAGGGUCCACGGAAGGAACCAGAUGACUAUUCUCAUUUCACAAUUGAGGACUCUGUAGCAACUUUUCAGACACUUCAGCAAAUAAUAUCUAUAGUAGAAAAGUUGUCUGAACAUCAUGACAGAUAUCAGAAGAAGAGGUCAUCUAGUGCUAAAUAUGGCAGUGAAGAAAAUCCAAUUGUUGGAAAAAUUUCCUAA
This is a messenger RNA of Gekko japonicus, 2595 nucleotides long. It is a transcript of the gene RASA2, whose product is annotated as RAS p21 protein activator 2. The transcript is spliced from 24 exons. Gene Ontology annotation, biological process: regulation of GTPase activity; intracellular signal transduction; negative regulation of Ras protein signal transduction. Gene Ontology annotation, molecular function: phospholipid binding; GTPase activator activity. The coding region runs from base 115 to 2595 and encodes 826 amino acids. Lineage: Eukaryota; Metazoa; Chordata; Lepidosauria; Squamata; Gekkonidae. The record is from RefSeq and is a predicted model, not a curated record.